Urocitellus parryii (Arctic ground squirrel) is the source of this 1525-nucleotide messenger RNA. It is a transcript of the gene Cd2, whose product is annotated as CD2 molecule. NCBI's taxonomy places the organism in Eukaryota, Metazoa, Chordata, Mammalia, Rodentia, Sciuridae. The record is from RefSeq and is a predicted model, not a curated record. Gene Ontology annotation, molecular function: signaling receptor binding. Gene Ontology annotation, cellular component: membrane. Gene Ontology annotation, biological process: cell-cell adhesion; positive regulation of type II interferon production.
AUGAGCCACCGGUGUGAAAUCUUGGUCGGCGUUCUUCUGAUUUUCAACUUUCCCAGCCCAGGUUCAGUCUCUAAAGCCAUCGAGAUUGUCCGCAGUGACUUGGAUCCAGAGAUCAACCUGGACAUCCCCAAUUUUCAAAUGAGAGACGCUAUUGAUGACAUACGAUGGGACAAAGAAGGGAUCAUGGUUGCGCAAUUCAGAAAAGGCAGGAAACCUUCCCGGCAGAAUGAAACCUACGAGAUAUUAGCAAAUGGAACUCUGAAAAUUAAACAUCUGAAGGGAUAUUAUAAUAGUACCUACCGAGUAGUUGUAUAUGAUACAGAUGGAAAAAGGGUGCUGGAACAAUCAUUUGAUUUGAGGAUUCUAGAGAUGGUCUCAACACCCAAGAUCUCCUGGGAUUGUCACAGCACAAACCUGACCUGUGAGGUAAUAAAAGGAACUAACCCUGAAUUAAUUCUGUAUCAAAAUGGCAAACGGCUCACUCAAGGUCGUCUGAAGGUCAUUAGAUAUCAGUUGACCAACCUGAAUGCAGCAUUCAAGUGCACGGCAAGCAACAAAGUCAGUGAGGAGUCCACCGUGGCAGCCAUCAGCUGCUCAGGGGAAGGUCUGAACAGCUAUCUCGUCGCUGGCGUCUGUGCGGGAGGCCUGCUCCUGUUCUUCGUGGCGCUGCUCAUUUUCUAUGUCAGCAAGAGGAAGAAGCAGAACAGCAGGCGCAACGAUGAGGAGCUGGAGGUAAAAGCUCACAGAACCACCUCUGAGGACAGAAGCCCAAAGCCCAGCCAGAUCUCCACCUCACCUCCUCCAAAUGCAGCAGUUGCCCAACCUCCGCCACCUCCUGGUCAUCGUGUCCAGACACCUGGUCCUCGUCCCUUGCCUCCCAGCCAUCGUGUCCAGCACCAGCCACAGAAGAGGGCUCCCCCGUCAGGCACACAGGUCCGCCAGCAGAGAGGCCCUCCCCUCCCCAGACCUCGAGUGCAACCAAAACCUCCCCAUGGAGCGGCAGAAAAUUCACCGUCCCCUUCCUCCAAUUAAAACUGUCCUUUCCAAUGAAAAGGCUCUUUGGAGUUCUCAGCUCUGGGUGUGCAGGUCCACUUUUCCAUCAGACGUUGGCAACAUGUAAGACUUUGUCGCCUCCCUGGGUUUGCCGGCCAUGGUCCUGCUGUCUCUUUGUCACUCAGUCAUGUGGUUGAAGAUCCGAGGCCUCUUCAUAGAUCUGUGUCACCGAGAAGAGAGAAACAAUAGGAGUGUGAUUGUGAGGAUGAUUCAUGACAGUGCACAAAACCCUUGGCAAUCUCGUCUCCCUCUCACAUCCCAUGCAGUUACCAUAUGCCCGGGGGUUACUUGGGCUUGUGUCCCCUACAGGCCUCCCAUCUGCUCAAAGGACUUUCAGCUUUCUUCCGUGUCCUGGUGGACACUUGCUCCCCAUCCUUGACGAGGAGUGAAAUAACAGCUUGGCUUUGACCCUGGGGUCUGCUCACUGAAGGACACAGCUGGGUGUUACUCGGAGGAAGCUGCAGGAUGAGAA